CCCGCGGCCUCUUCAGCACCAGCGCCCGCCGUCGCCUCCGCCUAGAGCGCAUCGCUUCAUGCCCCUUGUAUAAAGCGGUUGUGCCGCGCGCACUCGCACGCAGUCACGACCCGACCACGCUCACCCGUGCACUCAGUUGACACGCGUCUUGCACUACCCUACACACCCCACUUCACCACCGGGCAUCAAACCAAGUACCUCACGCGGACACUAUUCAGUGAAAAUGGCAGAGUGCGACUGGGGAUACACUUGUGAAAACGGUCCUGCAACAUGGGUAGAAAAGUUUCCGGAGGCGCGAGGUGCACGCCAGAGCCCCGUGGACAUAGUGACGUCACGCGUCAACAGUGGUAUUUGCCUGCCUCCUCUCAAGUGGAACUACUCCGUCAACCACCCACGUUCCGUCGUCAAUCCAGGAUACUGCUGGCGCGUGGAUGAAAAUGGAUAUGACUCAGAACUUCGAGGCGGUCCAUUGGGACAAGAUGUCUACAAACUUCAGCAGUGGCAUUGCCACUGGGGAGCUGUUAAUGGCGAAGGAUCUGAACACACCGUCGAUGGACGGUCUUUCUCCGGCGAGCUGCACCUUGUCCACUGGAACACCACCAAAUAUCACAGUUUCACAGAAGCCGCUGGACAACCAGAUGGACUAGCCGUUUUGGGAGUACUUUUGAUGGUAGGUAAACAACAUGAUGAAUUGGACAAAGUGGUGCGCUUGCUACCUUUCAUACAACACAAGGGCGACAAAGUCACUAUGUCGGAGCCACUGGACCCUGCCAAGCUCCUGCCGACCACCAUCGGCUAUUGGACUUACCCGGGGUCAUUGACCACGCCACCCUGUACUGAAUCUGUCACAUGGCUUCUCUUCAAACAACCUGUUCAAGUUUCUGCUGAACAGUUGGCAUUGAUGCGAAAACUCAAAUGUGGCGAAGCGUCACGCGGUGUGGAGGCCAUGGAGCUGCUGCACAACUACCGGCCGACGCUGCCGCUCGGCAACCGCGAACUGCGCGACUUUGGAGGCAACUAACGCCACCACCACGAACCACUUGAAAAUCAACGCAGUGUAUACAUUUUUAUGAAAUUAUAUACCAAGAGACAUGAUCUCUACACUAUGAAAGUAUCUGUGCCACUACUCGCCUCACGUAGCGGAGAGUACGUACUUACAAUUUUACAAGUAUUUGUGAUGCAAGGGAAAUAAUGUUUCCUACUUUGACAAACCUGCUAUAAAGUUUGAUAAAAACACACAUAAGUGCCUAAAUAUACAAAAUUCAAAUAGAUAUAUUCGUAAAGUAGAACACAAUUCUGAUACUUUUGGUAGGUUAUUGAAUUUUUAGUGCCUAACGACUGGAACAACGAAUUUUAAUGUAAUCAAUUACUGUAUAAUUGCUUCAGUCUAAAAUUAUAGAUUAUUUUUAACUCCAAAAUAAAAGACUUCAUGGUUCCAUACUGUAUCUGAUCAUGAUUAAUGUAGAGCUGAUUGUAUCGGAUCUUCUUGUCCAUACUAUGGCAACCACGUUACCAAUAUAUAAAUCGGUCCAUGGAUUAUACACCCCGAUACAGCGGUGAUAUUAUGUAAUUAUCAAAGUUAAAAGAUUAUUAAAAAUAGAUGCUUUCUCUCUACGUAGGUAUAUUUUAAAAUAUAACCAUAGCUGCUUCAUUAUUCACCCAAAUGUAAUGCUGUUUUCACGGAAAAUUUUAGUUUUUAUAUUUGCACUUCAAAUCCAAUCUUCAGCUUCAUUAUUUGAUUACACAAUUAAAUUCGGGUUCAGUGCUUAGAGCAGGCUCUCCUGCCUCUACAGUAUACCCGGAAAGUGUGGCUGACUACUUGUGCUUCAUACAUAUUUGUACUCAACUCGAGAAGAACUCAUCAUAGUGGUAUGGUGUACAUCUAAUAAACACAAGUAGAAUAAUUUUAACGGCAGCUAUGAGUGAUGACCCACAUCGGUUGAUAUUAUGAUUGAACUGCAUCGUCCUUACCACCAGCUACAGUGCAGUCACCCGUGUUUGGAUAAAAACUCAUAUAAAAAACGAUUUUAAACAUCUUUCCACAAUGUUAUCAUACAAGUUUUUUAUGUAUUUUUAAUCGAUAAAAAACUAAUUGACAGCUUAAUGUGUCCGAUUGAUCUCUAGCAAUUUGUAAGUAUGGUUACUAAUAUUAGAUUAUUAAUUAUUGUAACCAGUUCUUUUUAUGGAAGUUUUAAUAAAUGAAAAGUAUAAUUAUCUUGAAACACUAUUGUGGAGGUAAACGUCAUUAACUGCGUCAAUGAAAUACAUGACUUCAUACUAAGUACCUAUUAUUAUUCAUGUUUGAUAUAGAUGAGUAAUAUUCGUUGUAAAGUUAGAUAUGUAAAGCAAUGUUCUGAACAUUGUCGAAAUGUUAUUCGAUGCUUCCUACGUAAGUGUGUAAUUAUACAAUAUUAUAGAUGUAAACACGUGCCUCGAAUGUAAACGCUGCAGUUAUGUUAACUGUAACGUCUUAAGAUAUUUAUAUUACUGUAAGAAUCCUCAUAUUGUGAAGCUAUCUUUAUGUAAUGUUAGUGUCACGCCUAUACCUGUUAAUAUUAAAUAAAAAUACUUUUACCCA
Messenger RNA from Manduca sexta (tobacco hornworm), 2578 nucleotides. It is a transcript of the gene CAH1, whose product is annotated as carbonic anhydrase 1. The coding region runs from base 224 to 1021 and encodes 265 amino acids. The transcript has 5 exons. Gene Ontology annotation, cellular component: cytoplasm. Gene Ontology annotation, molecular function: zinc ion binding; carbonate dehydratase activity. Lineage: Eukaryota; Metazoa; Arthropoda; Insecta; Lepidoptera; Sphingidae. The record is from RefSeq and is a predicted model, not a curated record.